This is a messenger RNA of Otolemur garnettii (small-eared galago), 8831 nucleotides long. It is a transcript of the gene PRLR, whose product is annotated as prolactin receptor. Gene Ontology annotation, biological process: cytokine-mediated signaling pathway. Gene Ontology annotation, cellular component: external side of plasma membrane; signaling receptor complex. NCBI's taxonomy places the organism in Eukaryota, Metazoa, Chordata, Mammalia, Primates, Galagidae. The transcript has 13 exons. Gene Ontology annotation, molecular function: cytokine binding; cytokine receptor activity. The coding region runs from base 587 to 2623 and encodes 678 amino acids. The record is from RefSeq and is a predicted model, not a curated record.
CCUCCUCUAAUGGAGAAAGAGUGAACAAGUGCACCGGGUUGAGCUGCUCUCACAGAGUCGCCGGGCUGGGAACCGGAGCGGAGGCUGAAAUCCCCAGACGCCCCUGGUCCCUGGGCUGGACCCCCCCACCCCCACUUCCCUUUCGGUCUCGCUCGCUCCUUCCUUCGCCUCUCUCUGGAUUUUACCGGUUCUUGAUGAAACAGCUUUAUACACGAUGGGUCUCCACGUCCCCGUGCAGGAAGUGCUCACGGACUGAUAUGGCAGACUUUGCUUCCCGGCAAAAAUUCACCUGACCAAGAAAACCGUCCGCACCAUAUUUUUGCUGUGUGGGAAUUCCUCAUUCUCCUCUUUGGGACCCUGUCCUGUGGAGAUUGCCCAGUCCUCCCUAAAGAAGUGGCAACAUGAGCUCUCUCUGCUCCCACCUGGUCCUGCUGCCUCUGAGGAAUAGUGAGGGGAGAGAGAGAAAGAGAAAAGUGUGAAACAAGCUACUCCAUCUUGUCUGGAAGUCUACAGAUCACGUCUCCUCUUCAUAGAGGCGAACACUAAGGAUGCUUUCCACGUGAGCCCUGAAGGCCAUCUAUUCCAGAUGGAGUGGGGCAGGCGAGGAGACCUAGACAGCAGAAGACCCCAGAAAAAAUGGAGGAAUCUGUUCAGAAUUUGCUUGCGAAAAAUGAGACUUUUGCAUUUUUGGAAACAAAAAAGUGAGCCUCUGAUCCAUUUCCUACAGCAAGACAAGGGAGUCAACAUGAGGGAAAAUGCGGUGUCCACGGUGGCUUCCGUUCUGCUACUUCUUCUCAACGUCAGUCUUCUGAACGGACAAUCAGCUCCUGGAAAACCUAAGAUCUCUAAAUGUCGUUCUCCCGAAAAGGAAACAUUUACCUGCUGGUGGGAGCCUGGUACAGAUGGAGGACUUCCUACCAAUUACACGCUGACUUACCACAAGGAAGGAGAGACACUCAUCCACGAAUGUCCAGACUACAAAACCAGUGGCCCCAACUCCUGUUACUUUAACAAGAAGCAUACCUCCAUAUGGAAAUUGUACAUCAUCACGGUGAACGCCACUAACCAGAUGGGAAGCAGCUCCUCAGAUCCACUCUACGUGGAUGUGACUUACAUCGUUGAACCAGACCCACCUGCGAACCUGACGUUAGAACUAAAACAGCCAGAAGACAAAAUACCAUAUCUGUGGAUGAAAUGGUUUCCACCCACCCUGGUUGACGUAAGAUCUGGUUGGCUCACACUCCAGUAUGAAAUCAGAUUAAAACCCGAGAAAGCACCUGAAUGGGAGAUCCAUUUUGCUGGGCAGCAAACACAGUUUAAGAUUUUCAGCUUACAUCAAGGACAGAAAUAUCUUGUCCAAGUUCGCUGCAAGCCAGAUCAUGGAUUUUGGAGUGAAUGGAGCCAAGAGAGCUCCAUCCAGAUACCCAGUGACUUCACCAUGAAAGAUGCAACCGUGUGGAUUGUUGUGGCCGUUCUCUCUACCAUCGUCUGUUUGAUAAUGGUGUGGGCAGUGGCCUUGAAAGGCUAUAGCAUGGUGACCUGCAUCUUCCCACCAGUUCCUGGGCCAAAAAUAAAAGGAUUCGAUACUCACCUGCUGGAGAAGGGGAAGUCUGAAGAACUACUGAGCGCCUUGGGAUGCCAGGACUUCCCUCCCACUUCUGACUGUGAAGACUUGCUGAUAGAGUUUUUAGAAGUGGACGACAGUGAGGACCAGCAGUUAAUGCCACCCCAUUCGAAGGAACACCCGGGGCAAGGCGCCAAACCCCCACACCUGGAUCCUGACAACGACUCUGGCCGGGGCAGCUGCGACAGUCCUUCCCUUUUGUCUGAAAAGUGUGAGGAACCCCGGGCCAACCCCCCCACAUUCCAAACUCCUGAGGUCCUCGAGAAGCCAGAGAAUCCUGAAACAAAUAUGACCCCCACCUGGGACCCCCAGAGCGUCGGCGCACAAAGCCCCAGGCCCAGCCUCCAUGCCGGCGGAUCCAAAUCUUCAACCUGGCCUUCCGCACACCCCAGCCAGCCCGGCGCCAGGUCCUCCUACCACAGCAUCGCCGACGUGUGUGAGCUGGCUGUGGGCCCUGCAGGCCCUGCACCAGCCACCUUGUUGGACAAAGCGGGAGAGGAUGUUCUAAAAUCCUCUAAAACCAUUAAGACCAGACCGGAGGAGGAGGUAGCCACGCAGAGGGAGAUGAAAAGCUUCCCAUCCAAGACUGGCCGAGACGCAGCCUGGCUGCUGCCGCAGGAGAAAACACUCUUCAUCUCUGCAAAACCCGUGGAUUACGUGGAGAUUCACAAGGUCACCAAAGACGGAGCCCUGUCCUUGCUACCAAAACAGAAAGAGAACAGCCACCGUGUGGAGCAGCUUAGGGCUCCCGACACCAGUAAGGAGUACGCCAAGGUGUCCAAAGUCACGGAUAACAACAUCUUGCUGUUGGUGCAAGACCCGCGAGCUGAAACCGAGGCUUUGUUGGAAGACUCAGCCAAGGAGGCUCUGCCGUCACUUGAACAGAAUCCAGCGGAGAAAGACCUGACCUUCUUCACGGGGACACCCAGCAACUGCAGGGUCCAGCUGGGCGGCUUGGAUUAUCUGGACCCCGCAUGUUGUAUGCACUCCUUUCCCUGACAGCUUCACUCAUGGAAGGAUUGGUGAAAAUGUGAUUUUUCUUCAGGUAACACUACAGAGGACACGACACCCAGUCCGCUAGAGACUGGGCCAGGUGUGGUCAGACGGUGGCUACUGAAUCUCACGGCUCCUUUCAUGCUCCAUUUCCAACCACUUGCCUCUUUCUCUGACAGCUGAUUCCAGAACAAAUCAUUCUGCUUCCUAACCGUGAUACGUAGAUUUAUUUUUUGCGAUUAGUUAUAAAAUUAUGUGUUCAAUGAAAAAAAAAAAAAAGCACACUGCUUAGUGUUCUUGAGAGAGGGUGCCGGUAGGUACAACUUCUGGAAAAGGCUUUCAAGGUGGGUAUGUGACGGUUGGAAAUGAAAUGGUUAGAAUUGUUUUGACCACAGGGAGAUGCGAAAUAGGUGGGAAGUGCCAUGAAAACUGCUUUUGAAAGCCAAAUGCUGAAACUUGACACUCCUCUUCCCUUUGAUGAGAUUAGGAUUAUUCCAACGUAGCACAUUUUAAAAACAGAAUGUAUCAGAACACCUGGUAAAUCAUUCGCCUCCCUUCCUGUUUUACUGACAUGUUGCCAGUACGCAAGUCAAAUCAUGCCUCUGAUAUUUUCCUUAAAAUGGUUACGAUAUGGUAAACGUGGUUCUCUUUCCCCCAAUUUUAUUUUAUUCUAAAACCUCCGGAGAAUCGAGUUUUGGAAAUUACCAUUUUCUCACACAAGAGGCAAAUGAAUACCAUGUGGGGAAUCCUUUCAGGAUGUUUUCCUGCUUCAUUUCUGUAGAAGAGUGAAAAACAAAUCCCAAAAAACUAACUUUAAUUUAAAAGCUAAUCACAGCAGGAUGCUUAUGGAAAUACUGCCUUACUGUACAUACAAAUUCUACUUUAAUAUUAACCCAUUAGCUUAACUGGUAUUUUUGAAGACUAUUUUUCUAUCACUAUGGUAAAAUAAAAGAAUAUUUUCUAUAUUCCCAGUACAGCUGUUGACGUAUUCAGUGGGUACAAUAUUUUCUGCUACAAGGUUUAAUGAGUAUUUACACUGCACAGUGGUAUGUGCCGUCCAUACCGACCCAGCACCCACUGAGGAAUAUUAAGUAGAUGGCAGAAUUCAAUUUCCAGCGCCAUGUAGUUUAUCUGAUUCUUUUUAUCACCAACAAUACCUACCACCACUGACAACCUAGAGUUUUAGGACUCUCUACAGAACAGAAAUUAUUUCUCCUGUGAGCUUUGGGCUACUCUGGGUUUCUUCCCAUCGCUGGGUAAAUCAUCUUAAAGCUCCGGUGAAGGAGGAAAGUGAUAUCUUCUGACAUGCUGUUUCAGAGAGAGCUUUAGUUUUGUUUUUAUGAGCAAUCUUGGGCAGGCAAAAAAAAUUAAGCAAAACCAGGCGUUAGUAUCUCUCUGAAGUAGAUCCAUUUGCAAAAUCUUGGCAAAUCUUGGCAGAGAGAGCACUCAGAAGUGUCCAAAUAAAAGUUCUAGGAAAGGAGUCAUUUGUAGAGCCAUGGGAACCACUCCAAAGGUCAGGGUAAGAAGGUAAGAAUUUCCAAGUCAGUUCAAAAGCCGGACUCCCUGAGAAGGGUCAAAUCUUGGAUCUCCAUUUUAAAGGGAUCAUUCAUCUAUGUGAGCAAACCAUCUCCCUCUCUUUUUCGUUUUUCCUGCUGGUAAAUCUAUUCUCAAUCACCCAUUUACUGGCUGGACAGAGAGAACUUGAGCAUGCUUCUGUGAGUUAAAUCUUCAACCCCAAUAAGCCUAUGUUGACAGGAACUGGACUAUUUGAAGGUAAAGACAUUGCUUUUUCUUUGCAAAAGCAAUCAACACAAAGCUCUAUUUCCUGAUAUAUAAACAACAUCUGUGAGUGAGGGAAGCACGUGGGAAAGGUGUCUGAGCUCAUUGGGUCCUUGGAGCAUCUGAGGACCACUGCAGCAGCAUCACCUGAGUGAUGCUGGGAAAUUCUGUUUGCAAAAUCUCAGGCCCCACCUCACAUCUACAGAAUUAGAAUCUGCAUUUCCCUAAGAUUUCCAGGUGAUUCACAUGCACAGUGAAGUUUGAGAAGCACUGCCUUCAGUGACCAUUUCCACUAAGGCUAUUUUAGUGCGCAGAAAUAAUCCUCUCUUGGAAAGUACACAUCAAAUCUGUUUGGCUUUUAAUGAACAACACUGUAUAUAAGCAGACGGCCAAAAGAAAAAAAAAGCGGGGUCGAAGAGUCUUAAAUUACUCAAUCUUAUAUGACUUCACAUAAGAGAAUGACUUGCAAAAAAUAGACCAAACUUCCAAGAGGGGCAGGCAAUACAGUCUACCUUGAGAGGCAUUAACCAGAGGCAAAGACCUUCAAAGCCAAUACAGACUAAACCUUGCCAAAUAUAGUUCAUUCUUCUCUAAGAUUCAUAGCAAUCAUUUCUAGAGCUUGAAAACUUAACAAUAAAAAUAACCUGCUUUAGACAUAUAAUUUUCAUAUAUUAAAAAAUGUCAUGGCUAAAGACUCAUACCUAAUCUCCAAAAAAAUGCCAAUUAGCCACUUUGAUCAAGACUUUAGUUCAAUUCUGUGGUCAAUUGGCAUUAUUUGAAUUAAGUUUUUUAGUAGUGUAACAUGUUUUCUAUCAAGGAGUCAACUGUUCAAAUGAAAACAUAAAGACUGAGUUGGGUCCUGUUUUGCCUUAGAGAGACCUAUUCCCUUCUCUGAGCUUCAGUUUCCCCUAAAGAAGAUGUUGGGCCAAAUCAUUUCUAAGGUCUUUUUAAACUCUGAGUCCUUGACUUCAUUACUUACUAAAUAUUUUUCUGCAAAGAUAAUUUGUACCAAUGCCUUGUAUCUUAACAAAGCUGACAAAAAAUUGUUCUUCUUCAUGGAAAUAUGAAGUAAUCUUCAGUGAUACGCUCAUUACCCUUCACUUUUUAAAUCAUCUGUUUUGAUUGAUCUUGUAUUACACAUGCAUUUUGAUAAGUCAAGUAGGUAUGAAAUCAUAUUCUAAGAUUUUGUGCAAAUAUAUGUGUAGAAAGAAGAGGCAUGAGAUAGAAAAAAGACAUAGGGUGGUGCCUGUGGCUCAAAGGAGUAGGGCACUGGCCCCAUAUACCAGAGGUGGUGGGUUCAAACCCAGCCCUGGCCAAAAACUGCAACUUUUUUCUCUAAAAAAGAAAGAAAAGAAAAGAGACAUAAUGGAUAAAGCACUAAACUUUAGAACUAUGAUUUUGUGCUGAAUCAAGCCAUACUCAUUUCUCGCCAAGGCCAACAGCCUCAACUUGCUUAUGUCUGGCUAAUAAUUUCUUUUCCUGUCAUCUGAAAUUAUGAACAACCAUUGCACAGUGGCUUAAUAAGGCUUAUGCUCUGAGUUAUAAAAAGUUGUAUUUUUAUAAACAAAUACCUAAAUAUUCAAGCUUCAAAGCACAUGGAAACUGGAUCCAGUCAAUGGCUGAUUUAUGGAAACUUAUGACCCAAGCAGCAAAAGAUUCUCUGAUCAGUUGCAACAAAUGUACACACAGCCCCCCCAAUAUGAGCACAGGUUAGCACAACUGUGUGAGAUAGUUAAGAUCCUGCACUUACUAGAUAGAUCUAGUAAACGGUCUCUCCAGAUUCUAUCUUAAGAAUCUGUGUUUUCUUAAGUGCCUAUGCCCAAUCCUAAUAAUCAAUCCUUUAUUAAAGUCUGCCCUUAACUGGUUUGGCACAAGAUCCUGGCAGUGUGACUCUUUGGCCCAGGGUGACCCAACUGAGUUGAGAAUCUUUCGAGUUAAUGAACAACCGGGGGCUCCUGAGUUCCAGGGAGCAGUUUGGUUCUGGAGGAAAUCUGGCUCUCCCUCGGGCUGCUCACUGCUACCCAUCCCUUGAAAACUUGGCUUUGCCUUAUCUCCUUAGAGUACACAAGAAAGAAACAGAUUGGUACAUAUUUUACAAAGUGCCUUCCUUUAGUUUUGUUUUGUUUUAAUUUUUCAUUUUGUAGGACAAGUGUAUUGAUUAGAAAGUACGCUUUAUAGGGAUUCUUUAAUGUAAAUAGAGGGAGGAAUAAAAAGAGAAAAAACCAGAAGGGGAACAAUACAAUGGCUAAAAAACAACCUGCAAGCAUUCAGUGAAUUUUGUGCAUUGUUUAAUUGGAGUACUAUAGAGCUGACGUGAAUAGUGUAAUUUAUUUUACCUGACCAAAAAAAAAAAAAAAAGUGAGUCUGGCUAUGAUUUGGGGAUAAGCUUUUCCCCUUGUGAUUUGAAACCCUGAUAUCGAUGCACUUUUGAAUGUCACUGAAUUGCAUGCUAGGCUGGAAAGGAAAACGCAUGUACACUGGAACUUUGGACAUGGACAGGAAAAUAUUAAUGAUUUUGAACUGGUGUGACUAACAUAGAUUUGCUCUUGAUAAAAGCCUCAUGUGUACUUCAGUGGACAAAUUUCCUUUGCUACCUUUUGGCUCAAGCACAACAGUGUCAUUGCUAGGAUAGUGACAGAGCACUCAACGUCCAGGACCAAAUUGCAUCAAUGCCACUCAAUAGGCUGCAAGACCUUACGUAAGUACUAUAAAAUCUGGUCACCAGUUCUCUCACUUGUUAAAUACGUGAGUUGGCCUAAAAUGUUUCUUAGACUUCUUCCAGCUCUGUUUUCAAUUCUCACCAUCUAAGUAAAAUCCAGGGUCUCAGAUCAAAGGCAGGUAUAGUGUGAGAGAGGAUGGCCGGCAUGCCCUUGGCCUGAGGCAGCAAACAUGAGACCGUGUCUUUUAACAAAAUUUUACAAAAUUUUACAAAAUUUUUCUCUUGUACAGAUAUCCAUUCCUCCAAGUCAGAGUGAUUAAACACCCUUGUUUCCCCUCUUCCUUUCCUAGCUUUACAUACUUGUAGGCUUUUACUCCCUCGCUUCAGGGACUGUCAUUUUUUCUAAGAGUUAGUAGCAACCAUUGGAUCUGCAAGAAAUGAAAUUACUCAUAAACAAAGAAUUUGGGCCUGCAAAGGACUAUGUAAAUGGUUAAAUCAGCUACACAGAUAUCUAAGGGCAAAUGGAAGGUCACAGCCGCACCCUAUUUAGAGAUUUACAUGCAUAGAAAUCUGAGCCCAUGUCCAGGAAUUAUUUCGUUAAUUCAAAGGCCAUUAAUAUGUUGAUGUGUAAGUACUGGAGGUCUUGAGAAAUUUUAAAAUACAGAAUUAUUGCUUCACAUAUAAUCAGAAAUCACAUUUAUAAUUAUGAUCUGGACUUAAUAUAUGAUUAGCAAAUUAUCAUUUGAAAAUCAAACAGGAGUUCUCUCUCCCCAGACCUUUGUUUUUCAGCAAGAUGAGCUUUAGUCUGGGACACUCAUCGUAUCGAAUUCAAUGAAAGGAGUAAAAUAGAAAAAUUGAAAAUCGAAUGUGUCCAGAGGUUUAGGCAUCUCAGGAUUUCACAAAAUACCUAGAGUGGCCUACUACACAGAAAUUUUAUCGAACCUGUUGGAUCUACAAUCUAUUCAGUGUUCUGAGUUUCUGCCUAAGAAAUGUACAUAAUUCACAUCCUCAUAGACCAGCAGCUAUUUUAUCUACAUGAGUUUCUUGAUUUAUUUUGCUCUCAUUUCCAUUUAGAAAAAACUAAGACACAAUAAAAUAGACAAACCUAUCCUGUUUUAUAAGGUUGUGGUCAAUGAACAGAAGGACUCCCAGAUAACCUUAUUCUAUUAAUUAACAUAUUACCUGCUACUGAUUGAAAGAAAAAAACAAUUAACUCAAAAACAUUAUCAACUGAAGUAGUAACAUUCAAAAUAACCUUUAACAGUUAUAUCAAAUUAUGCUUCACCUGAAUAAAUGUCAAAAUACAGUCUGAUAUUUUUCUGUGCAUUUUGCAAAUCCUGGGAGAAAAAUGAUUUUUAUCGUGUUAUCUAAAAUUGGAACACAAUAUGGCAAAGAUACCUCAUAAAAAUAAUUUAUUUUAUAAAAUUCUAGAAUAAACGGAUUUUGAAUUUUUAAAAAUAACUACCUCCCCUUCAUGUCCUCACAUCCUUCCUUCAAAGCUGCUUGUAGUUUAGAAACAAGAGACGUCACAUCUCAUACUCUUGUUUUUCGGUGGCAUAUUGGAUGUAUUUGUCACGUGACAUUCCUGACUUUCCGGUAACUGUUGUAUUAUUUUGUAUUAUAUUGUUUUAUGUGGCUUAAAAUAGUAUAUGCCACGUUGAAAUAUAUAAUCCUUACAUUGUAAAACUCAUCAUGUAAUACAAAUGAAAAUCAAUAUUUAAGACUUCCAAUCUAUCCAUCUGUAGCUUCAAUAUGAUUGUGUCUGCAUCUCUAAAA